Molecule: messenger RNA, 4502 nt
Organism: Sipha flava (yellow sugarcane aphid)
Lineage: Eukaryota; Metazoa; Arthropoda; Insecta; Hemiptera; Aphididae
Gene: ATP7
Product: copper-transporting ATPase 1
Exons: 23
Coding region: 476-4321 (1281 amino acids)
Biological process (GO): monoatomic cation transport; copper ion homeostasis
Cellular component (GO): membrane
Molecular function (GO): copper ion binding; ATP hydrolysis activity; P-type divalent copper transporter activity
Source: RefSeq, a predicted model, not a curated record
AUUAUCUGUUCUGAAAAGGAAUGUGAAUAAAAAAAUAAAAUUAAUAAUACAAACAACAAUGUUAUAACGGUGUCCAAUAUUGUAAAAAAGAACACAUUAUGUUGAUAUCAAUAAAUCUCCGCUACUACACUCAUAUUUGAUGCACUGAGUUAUACGUUCGAUAAAGAACAAUUAAAAGUAAAUGCCCUCAACACUUGAGACGUCUAGUUCGUGGAAACUGCAGGGAAUUGGUUUUGUGCUAUAUAUAUAGGGCCGGACGACUCAACAGCAGUUGACCACUUCACCAUGCACAAACAAUUGAUGGGAGCUUGUAGGCGAAACAGAAAUAAAACAUAAAUGAACCAAUGCCACUUUGUUCCUGUUAACAGUGUGAUCUACAUAACCUUUCAACACAUCCUUAUUGAAGGGUUGCGUUCAUUCACAGUUUCAUCACACUACAAAUUGUAUUUUUCGAGUUGACUGUAAACUAUUAACCAUGCCGUCUACAGAUAUAUUUGAACUUUAUAGUCCACUGUCACAAACCAACAAAAAACAACUUUUAGCCUCUGCUAAUGUAUCUAAUGGGUUAAUUGACACGGAUACUAUUGAAAAAUACAAAACAGUAAUAUUGACAGUAGUUUCAAGAGCAGUUGAAGCAGCAAGUACUAUACUCGAUCAAACUGGUGUAAUUCAGGUUGAUACCAUUGGCCAAAACUAUUUACGUGUACUCUAUGACACAAACCAAACUAAUUUCUCAGUACUGAUCGAAAUUUUAAAAAAAAUGGGUUACCUUGUGUCUUUUGAACCAGAAAAUCAAACGAAGGUUACUAUUGAAAUAGAAGGCAUGAAAUGUAACUCAUGUGUACGAAAAAUCGAAGAAACUGUUAAAGAAAUAAAUGGCGUUAUUAGCAUUCAAGUGAACCUCGAACAAAAAUGUGCUCAUAUUUUGUAUGAUUCAAAUGCAAUUUCUGUUUAUGAACUUCAAUCAAUAAUAGCAGAGUUAGGUUUUACAGUACCAAUUCAUCAAACUACUACCGUGAUCAAAAUUGAUGGAAUGUCUUGCAUGAACUGUGUGCGAAACAUUGAAAGCAAAAUUGGUGUGUUGAAUGGAGUAGUAUCAAUAUCUGUUAGUUUAGAACAAAAACAAGCAACUAUUGUCCAUCGUCCAGGGGAUAUAAGUGCUUCAGAUUUAGCAUCAGCCAUAUCAUCACUCAAUAAAAAAUUUAAAACUUCAUUGAAUGAUCAGAAAGUCAAUACUUCCAGUAAUGUAUUUAGUAUGGUUAUACCAGAAAAUGAGUUAAGUAAAACAUACCUGAACAUCAAAGGUAUGACGUGUGCAUCGUGUGUGAUUGCAAUUGAAAAACAUUGUCUUAAAAUCAAAGGUGUAAAAAGUAUAUUAGUUGCAUUAAUGGCAGCAAAAGCUGAAGUACAAUAUGAUUCUACAUUGAUACAACCACAAGAUAUUGCUAAUUCAGUUACUGAUUUAGGUUUUCCUUGUAAUGUUUUAACUGACACAAAUUCACGAAUUACUGAAGUUGAAUUUAGAAUUGGUGGUAUGACAUGUUCAUCUUGUGUAAAUAAAAUUGAGUCAAAUUUGAUGAAAUUGAAAGGAGUACAAACAGCAGUAGUUGCACUUACAACUCAAAAAGGAGUUAUUACUUAUGAUUGUGAUUUAAUUAGUCCAAGAGAUAUUUCUGACAAUAUUUUGAGCCUAGGAUUUACAGCUGAUCUGAUAAACAAUAAAGAUAGAGGGAAUCGCAGUUAUUUAAAUCAUAGUGAAGAAAUAAAAAAAUGGCGCAAUUCCUUUUUUAUUUCACUUUUGUUUGGUGGUCCAUGUAUGAUUGCUAUGACCUAUUUCAUGAUGGGUAUGACUUUUAACUUCAUAGAUCAUUCUUCAAUGUGCUGUGUGAUUCCUGGGCUUUCUCUUGAAAAUUUGAUUAUGUUCUUGUUAUCUACUCCUGUUCAGUUCAUUGGAGGUUGGCAUUUCCAUGUUCAAGCUUGGAAAGCCAUUCGCCAUUUUACCACCAACAUGGAUGUCCUUGUAUCAGUUGCCACUACCAUAUCUUAUGUGUAUUCAGUCAUUGUUGUACUUAUUGCAAUAACUGAAACACCGGCUAAACAUACAAGCCCAAUGACUUUCUUUGACACACCUCCUAUGUUAUUUGUUUUUAUAUCACUUGGCCGAUGGAUGGAACAUAUAGCUAAAGGUAAAACUUCUGAAGCCCUUUCCAAAUUAUUAUCCUUAAAAGCUACUGAUGCUCUGUUAGUAACUAUUACUGAUGACUUUCAAAUAUUAACGGAAAAAGAAAUCAAUGUUGAUCUUGUUAAACGUGGAGAUAUACUUAAGGUAUUGCCAAAUACUAAAGUUCCAGUUGAUGGAAAAGUUAUUCAUGGGCGAUCAGCAUGUGAUGAAUCGUUGAUAACUGGAGAAUCAAUGCCAGUUAAUAAAAAACCAAGCAGCUUAAUAAUAGGAGGUUCAUUAAACCAGACAGCUCCUUUGCUAAUGGUUGCUACUCACACUGGAGAAGCUACCAUGUUAGCUCAAAUUGUACGUCUAGUUGAACAAGCACAGACUUCUAAAGCUCCAAUUCAACAGUUUGCUGAUCGAAUUGCUGGAUAUUUUGUUCCCGCUGUUGUAGCUAUAUCAACAAUCACACUUUUGUCAUGGCUUUUUAUAGGCAGCUAUUACACUGAAUAUUUGCCUAUUUCGGAUAAUGAAAAGUAUGGGCCAGAUGGAUGGGAAAAUGCUAUUCAAUACUCAUUUCGAUGUGCAUUAAGUGUAUUGGCUAUUGCCUGUCCAUGUGCGCUUGGUUUAGCCACUCCAACAGCUGUAAUGGUUGGUACGGGUAUUGGUGCUCUUAAUGGCAUAUUGAUUAAAGGUGCUGAUGCCUUAGAAAAUGCUCAUAAGGUGAAAUAUGUAGUGUUUGAUAAAACUGGAACAAUAACAUAUGGCAAACCUACAGUAACAAAGAUAUGUUUAUUCGUAGAUGAUAUGAUCUGUUCACUUGGUCUGUUAUUGUCCAUAGUUGCCAAUGCUGAAGUCAGUAGUGAACAUCCUUUAGCUUCUGCAUUAGUGAAGUUUGUCAAGGAAAUGUUCAAUUGUGAAAUUUCUGGAAAAUGUGAACGCUUUCAAUCUGUUGCUGGUUGUGGGAUUAAGUGCUUAAUUUCACACAUUGAUGACUUAUUAAAAAAUGGAGCACAGUCAGAUUUUAUUAUGAACUACCAAAAUCAUAUUAAAAGUGGAUCAAAUACUUCGAUGUUUGAUUUUAAAAAUAUAAUAGUUGAAACAGUUAUGAACAAAUCCACUCAAGUUCAAUCAAUGCAAUUACAUAAAUUGUUGGAUAUAAAUGAAGAGAAAAAAGCAAAUGAAACCAAAUAUGAAGUGUUAAUAGGGAAUCGUGAAUGGAUGUUUCGAAAUGGUGUUAAUUUAUCAAAAGAAGUCAAUUUAAAAAUGAUAAGUGAAGAAACACUGGGUCAUACAGCAAUAUUGUGCGCUGUUAAUGGAAUUUUAGUGGCAAUGAUCAGUGUUUCAGAUAUGAUAAAACCUGAAGCACAUUUAGCUAUUUAUACAUUGAUGAAACGUGGUUUUCAAGUGAUGUUGUUGACUGGAGACAAUAGGAAAACUGCUAGCGCAGUAGCCAAACAAGUUGGAAUACAUAAAGUGUUUGCUGAAGUAUUGCCUUCACAUAAAGUAGCCAAAAUUAGAGCUUUACAAGACAAGGGUGUUCGAGUAGCAAUGGUUGGCGAUGGUGUUAAUGACUCUCCGGCUCUAGCACAAGCUAAUGUCGGUAUUGCUAUUUCUUCAGGCACAGACGUAGCUGUUGAAGCAGCAGAUGUUGUAUUAAUGAGAAAUGAUCUUCUGGAUGUUGUUAGUUGUUUUGAUUUAUCCAGUAAAACUGUCCGGCGAAUAAGGCUUAACUUUUUAUUUGCUAGUAUGUAUAACUUGAUCGGUAUACCAAUAGCUGCAGGUGUAUUCAGUCCUUUUGGUAUCACUUUACAACCUUGGAUGGCAGCUGCUGCAAUGGCAUUAAGUUCAGUGUCUGUUGUUGGAUCUUCACUUUUACUAAAACUUUAUAUUAAACCAACGUCGGCCACUUUGACUACAUCAGAAUAUUUGUCAAGAUCUCAAACUGAACUGGACUCAAUUUCCUUACAUAGAGGGUUGGAUGAUAUAGAUCCAUCAGUGAUGAUAAGAGCUUCAACAUCAUCAACUAUAUCAAAACUUUUAAUGGGAAAAACAACUGUUUCUGAAGCUGAAAAUCAGUUGUUAAGUUCCUAUGAAGAUGUUGAAGACCACGAUAUGGGAAAUUAUGUUGAUAUAACGAAAAGUAUAAACGCUUGAGACUGUAACCAAUUAUGAUUGACAAUAUUUUUUUUACAUUAAAUGCUUACAAAUCUGACCAAAAAUAUUUUGUGAGUAAGUUAAGUCUUCCUUUUUCUCUUAUAUAGUUAUAGAAUUUUUUUAUUAAUGUUAUUACAUUUUUUUAAACUAUGUUGUUUCCUCAUACUAUAAAGUUAUUUUU